AUGAACGGCGAUAUUGACGCAGCGCCCAGUGAAUUGCGGUCUCUGGGCCUGUUGGAACGAUACUCGGCAGUCAGAAGCCAUCUCGGAAUCUACAACAACGUCUGCGUCACUGCAGUCUAUAAAUGCUCCUACAAUGGAGAUCUUCUGCAGGCUCUAUGGCGAGCUGUUGGCGACGUCGUUGCGCAGCACCCGAUCUUGAGAGCGACGCCUGUCGACAUCGAUACCAAAGAGCCUCGGUUCAUCUCUCUGAAAAUUACCGAACCCGAGCAAGUCAUUCAGCUGAGAAAACCUCAAACAGCCGUCACCGGCCCUCAAUUUGAAGCUGAACUGCAAAUGACGCUUGAAAAGCAACACAAUACGCCAUUCGAGCACGGCGCGACCCCGCAACCCUUCUGGAGAUUAGAGGUUCUGGAUGACCGGACCAGCUCUGGAAGUUUCGUGGCUUGUCUAUGCUUUCAUCACUCUUUGAUGGACACCAAGAGCGCCCUGAUCUUUCACGAAGACCUCGAGAAAGCUCUAGAUCAGUCGUUGACAACAACCCGUUCUGUAGAUGUACUGCUUCCGCCACUGGAAGCCGUCUAUGAUCUACCGGUUUCGGAAGCCUUCGUCCAGCAGGCAUCAAAGUACAUCGAGCCAUCAGCCAGAGUCUGGAGCGGCGCACUGCAGCAAGUUCCAGUGGGAACCCGUGUCGGAUUGUUUUGGGUCUCGGAAAAAACUGCCGACAGCUUCAGAAAGCACUGCAAGGGAGAGAAAGCAUCUGUAACGGCUGUUAUCAUGGCCCUCCUAGCAACAGCAUUCUUCAAAGUUCUUCCCGACGACUACGAUACGUUGCAGGGUGACUGUGCUGUAUCCCUGCGCCACCUGCUGCCGGACCCCAUCGAUGAUAGAUCCCUAGGUUGUUAUGUUGGAUCUUUCAGCGAACAGUAUUCCCGGAGCGCGGAUCCGGCGUCAAUGUGGUCCGACGCUAGACGGACAAAAGCGACGAUUGAUGAGGUUGCGAGAAACCGUGGAGCGGAUAUGCCUGUUGGAUAUCUACGUUGCGUCGCCCAUGACAUGCCGGGAUGGUUGUCCGGAAAGCUAGGGAAGAAGCGGGCCGCUGCGUGGGAGCUAAGCAAUGUUGGGGUUGUCGGCUCCGCUGGAAGAGUGGCCAAGACUGGGUUCAAAAUGGAGCGGAUGCUGUUCAGUCAAAGUGCCAGUGCAACCUCUGGGGCUGUCAAGGUGAGCGUUGUGACGGGGAUAGACGGGCAACUCGGCUUUGCUUUCUCGUGGCAGGAGGGCAUUGUGGAGGAGCGUUUGGCUGAAGAGGUGGUCUCUACGUUUAGAGAGUCGUUACUAGACUUAGCGUCUGAGGGCGGACGCUGA
Molecule: messenger RNA, 1362 nt
Organism: Colletotrichum gloeosporioides
Lineage: Eukaryota; Fungi; Ascomycota; Sordariomycetes; Glomerellales; Glomerellaceae
Exons: 2
Coding region: 1-1362 (453 amino acids)
Molecular function (GO): N-acetyltransferase activity
Source: RefSeq, a predicted model, not a curated record